GAAUAAUAUAAAAAUACCCCAAACAAUAAUUCCGAAAAAUACUGAACAAAAUUAUAUUAGGUCCAGUAUCUAAAUAUGGCCACCUAAUUAAAUUUUUAAUGGGAUGAAUUUUUGUCUCCAAAAUUUAUUGACUAAUCUACAAAAACAAUAACGGUAAAAACUACUAAACUAGUAACUUCGUAAGCCGGCUCCGAUACCACUGUUGGGAAACGAGACUUGGAUAACGCAGCGGAAAACAAAAAUUUAUAGUCCAAAACUCGAUUUCACCCAAGAACAACUUACGUAAAUUACUAGCUAUAGUAAGAAAUUUACCUUAACGGUGAAAACGGAGAACGGAGGAACGGUCGGGGAUGGUUUUGAGGAGAUGAACGUAGCGCCAAACGUAUGAAGCCUCCAACGUAUCCACACGAACUUGCUCCGGAGUCCAAGAUUAAACUUGUGCUAGCAAGUUUAAUAUAGGAUAGUAAAAACUAUAAUAAUACUACUUUGGGAGUAAUAAAUAUAUAGUAAAAUACCCGGGGCCCCUCUUCCGGGUUUUCUUUUUUUUUUAUUUAUACUGAGCAAGACCGGUGUAGUAACCAGCGUACCAAGCUCGGCUUGUGUCUCAGUCUUCCCUCCGAAUAAUUACCGGGCCUAGCUGGCCCGACACGUACUCAUUAUUACCUCGGUUUGACUGGGCAAUAAUCGCGAGUCUUAUACCAACAGGGAGCACAAAAUGAUAUUCUUGGAGCAAUAUCAUGAAUAUGUGAUCUCAAAUCUUCAUGUGGGCCAUUCUUCAAUUAUCACUGCAAAGGAUAAUGCAUGCCCCUUAAAUCUUCAAGGAAGCUAAUUUGAUUCCUUUGUGCCCACCACGUGUGGUAACCAUUUAAUGAAAGCAUCAUUGCUCUUUCCUUUUUGCAUGUGGCGGUGGGGUCAUCAAUCAAACUCGUCUCCAUGUUUGGCCAUUGAUUCCACAAGAUUUAAACAAAUUAAACUCAAUCACUCAUGUGGGUGUUUUAUAAUAUGUCCGCCACAUGCUCCUCUCACUAAUUUGUUUUCCUUCAUUUGUUUUCUUCCACUCAUAGCAGUAGAUGUAAUUGCCACGGAGGAGCAGACCUGUGCAGCAACAGAAGAUUUCAACCAUGGUGACGGUGAAAGCAGACACCAACGGUAGAGAUGAGUUUGAGUUGUGGCUGAUAAUUUCUUUGAAUACAAAUUUCAGCGGGCCAUGGACGUAUUUUAAAAGAAGUGGGCUAAGACCUCAUUCAACAAUGAUCCGGAAGUCCUCCAACGGAGAGAGAUGUGAAUGGCAGUUGGGUUUCUUCAACGACAGUGACCAUUAGGGGAUUGCUCCGGUGUUGUCGUAGUAGUGGUGUGCGGCGGUAGUAUUCUUCUGAGGCUGCAGGGAGAUAUCUCCGGCAUCAAUCUCUUAAUUUUCUCUUUGAAGGGGUGGCCCGUCAAAGUGCGGAUGCAACUCCAUCUCCCAACAAAGGUGUGACUAACUCUUGUAGUGGGUCAGAUGCGAAACCAAUGGGACAAGUGAUGGUGGUUUAGCUCUGGCUGUGGCUAAAUUUGGCAGCGGUGCUGCCGAAGAUCCUCUAGACAUCGUAGCCAAGGCGAGAUCCGAGCUCCCCAACCAUGGCCAUCCCUUUUAGCAUGAUGACAACCCAUGGCGGGGUACUGGCGGUCUAGAAUUUGACCAGCGACUACUCCCUUUCAAACAACAGUGUAGCAGUGGUAGCAUACCAGAUCAAGGGUGGUCAUGGUACAUCCAAUGCAGAAAGCAACCUUCAUUAUGCUUAAUUUCUCAUGAUGCACCAGCCGUCGCGGAUGGCAGCGAAUUGGAGUUUCACCUCUUCAAACUGUCCUUCCCAAUACUUUGCUUCCAGGGUUAGACCCCGACAACAAUGGUCGCUGCGGAUCGGAAAAGAGCAACGGCUAGAGAUUUGGCAGCAAAUAUGAGGUCGAUGAAUCUUGGCUCCCUUCGAGAACAAUCAACAACUUCUCCCAAUUGCUAUGGAUUUUUUACAGCUGCGGUUGCAACGGUGAUUUUUGGCAUCACUCUCGAUGGUAGCUGCCUUCGGCGGGGAUAUGGCGGGCCAUCUGCGGGGAAGGCAAUUUUGACGAACUUUGGCUUCAAUAGAUCUAUAGGUGCUUGAUCUAUCUCUCAACAAGAUCUCUUCACAAAGAAAAGAUUACAUCUUGAGAUUUAGCUCUCCAGUAUUGCCUCUUCAUUUUUUUUGUUGCACCAUCAUUCCCCAAAGAAUGGGACAUCACUUUCUCUUUAAAUUGAGCAAUGAAUCAGUCCAGAUUUUUGAUGAACUUUGAAGCAAUUCAAAAGGCAUGGCUUUGUGUUCGAGGUCCCACGGUCGGCGCCAAAAUAAUGGUGUAAAUUAUCGACCGGUAUAUUGUUUUUAGCCGGGUAAAACGAUAAACUAGUCUAAAAAAUACACCAAAACAUAAACACGAGGAUUUUGACGUGGAAACCCAAAUCGGGAGAAAACCACGGGCCUUUUUUGGCGGUACCUUGCCAACGGGGGAUUUUUAUUAAUAUCGGGGGUUGUACACGGUACAUGAUUUGGGCUAGGAAGCCAUUAAUGAAAGCUUGAAGCUUCUUUGAAGAAAUAAAAUAUAGAAUAUACAAUAUU
Molecule: messenger RNA, 2627 nt
Organism: Cuscuta campestris
Lineage: Eukaryota; Viridiplantae; Streptophyta; Magnoliopsida; Solanales; Convolvulaceae
Source: the annotation of a GenBank genome assembly